This is a messenger RNA of Chenopodium quinoa (quinoa), 1790 nucleotides long. Its product is annotated as zinc finger HIT domain-containing protein 2-like. The record is from RefSeq and is a predicted model, not a curated record. The transcript is spliced from 5 exons. NCBI's taxonomy places the organism in Eukaryota, Viridiplantae, Streptophyta, Magnoliopsida, Caryophyllales, Amaranthaceae. Bases 274 to 1503 code for a protein of 409 amino acids.
UGAACAGCUCUGUGCAACGGUCCAUUGGGCUAUUGGCUCCAGUCCCAAAUGGUAAAGCCCAAUAAUUAACUUUUGGCCCAAUACAUACAAACCCCAAAAGAAUCAAAUGAAAAACUAAGGUAAACAACAAAGACAUAUACCUCGCACUUUCCGGUUUUAUCCGGGACUCCAAAUAAACAACUUCUCAAAGUGUUCUUCAUCUUCUUCCUCAUUCUCUCUCCGAACUAUUCAAUUAAUACAAAGUGUUCAAAUUUGUUGGUUGAAUAAAUAAAAAUGGAGAAAACGAUUGCUAUCUCUGAAACUAAUAAUUCCUCUCAAUCUUCACAACUUAACUCCGCCUCUUCUCGCGUUAUCUGCCGUGUAUGUCAAAAGCAAUUUUCGCAAUAUACUUGUCCUCGUUGUAAUACCAGAUACUGCUCCCUCCAUUGUUACAAGUCUCACAGCCUCCGAUGCAAUGAAUCUUUUAUGCGGGAGAAUGUUGUGGAUGAGAUGAAACAGCUACGCCCUGAUGAUGAGAGCAAGAAAAAAAUGCUGGAAAUUCUUAAAAGAUUUCAUGCUGAAGAUGAGGAGGAUAGCAUGGAUGAAGAUGACUCAACUCUCUCUGAGGAGACUAUUCAAAAGGCUCUAUCAGGAGUUGAAAUAAAUUAUGACGACUUAAGUGCUGAAGAAAAGAAACUUUUCCAACGAGCUAUAGCAACAGGAGAAUUGAGCAAGAUGAUUGAGCCAUGGGAGCCAUGGUGGUUGAAGCCUUCUGCUCGAACAAUAUCUCUGAGUCAUGAAGGAACUCGGCUUAUCCAGCCUUUAGCAAGCGAGGAAGCAUCAGGAUCACAUUCUGGUGAAAACCUUGAGAGUAAAAUUCCUCCUGGACCUGAGACCCCUUUGCCGUCACUUAAAAAUCUUACUUCUGCUGAGCCUUCUCCACUUCUCCCUUUUCAUCUGGUUGACAUCCUGUACAGCUAUUGUUUCACCCUUCGCCUUUAUAAUGGGGAUUGGUCAUCAGAUUCUAUCGGAGCUUCCAUGGUGGUCUUAAAUGUGUCCGCUGUUUUAAGCCAGGGAGCACAACCAGAAUCCUUAUUAGAAGCUGUGUCAUAUUGCUUAGAGAAGACUUGUUCGCCGGACUUUAGACACGUGGGUGGUUUACAAUUUGGGUUUGGUGUUCUCGAUGAUGUUGUAUCUUUAAUAUCCUUAGGUAGGGCUGCUCUAGUCUGUGCAUUAUGUGAUCUGCAGAGGAUGAUUGUGGCAGGAGAGAUGGAGCUGAAAUCCAAGAAACCAAGAAAAGCAAAGAGUUCAGACUUGAAGAGCAAGCUCAAGUCUGCUGGAAGGAAGAUCUACUUUGUAUUGUGCUGGGUGAAUGAGCAGCCGGAAGAAGUGUGGUCUUCUCUGUCAGUUCUUGUUCAGGCUGAAAAGGCUUCACAAUUGGAAUAUCAAGGCAAUGGAAAGAGGAGAUCCUUAAAGACAGAGAAGACCAACGAUGAUAGCAAAGCUCUAAUAAAAGAAGUUUAGUUAUUUAACUGAUUUUUUGAUAGGCAUAUCAAGAGUUGUUUUUUGAUAGGUAUGUUAACGAGAGUUAAUUAGGAUAGUAAAGAGUAUGUAAUGUAUAACUCUAGCAGAGCAAAGCAUGUACAUGCAUAAGCUUUUCUUGUAUAAGGAGAUUACAAAUCCAAUGUUAUUUUGGCCUGGAUUUGGAUAGCUUUUUUGCGGAAUAUAUACAAGUAAGAUCAGUAUGCAUGCAGAGAUCUGGAAAUCCCUGGUUGCUGCGUGCUACUCUGGAAAUCAGAGCUAUUGUUAAA